AAGUUGGGAUCGUCGUGAGGUAUAUCGCGGCAGUCCGUCUCCAGAUCUUGAAGCAGCUUGGGAUAGAGUAACUGCCAAUGGGCGCCCAAUGGGUAUAACGCUCGAACAACUACUCGAAAUAGAGGAAGAACCUGCCCCAUUCAUGGCUAGGUAUCCGGAAGAGUACGGCGGGAAUUAUUUGGCGAUUGUAGAGGUUAUUCACCCCUUCAUUGCAUAAACAUAGUUCGCAGAUCCACCUGGCGUAACCAUUAUAUGGCAGAAGAUCCUGACUUUAUCCGAUGGCGCAUCCAUCCUGAUCACUGCGUCGAAAUUCUCAGACAAGCCAUUAUGUGCCCUCUGAUGUAACAAUGGUUUAAUUAUGAUUGGGUUUGAGGGACUCGACCUCUCCU
Messenger RNA from Suillus subaureus, 389 nucleotides. RefSeq lists its product as uncharacterized. Lineage: Eukaryota; Fungi; Basidiomycota; Agaricomycetes; Boletales; Suillaceae. The annotation marks the transcript as partial. Gene Ontology annotation, biological process: mycotoxin biosynthetic process. The record is from RefSeq and is a predicted model, not a curated record. The transcript is spliced from 4 exons.